CCUGACCAAUGAGAAUUUCUGAACAAGCAGUGAAAAUCCCCAUUUCCUGUUUUGGGUGAAGGUACGAAGUUGCCACUUUGCUGCAAUUCUGUUUAUGGUAAAGCAAGACAACAAUGUUCUUUGGAUGGAGGAUAAUUAUUCUUUGCUUUCUGCUUCUCUAUGGUGUGCCCAAGUCUUCAACUGGUGCCUCUGGGCAGUUCCCUAAUUCAUUGAUUCAACCUGGAUCUCCUUUCCCUGUAAAGACAAAUGACCCCAACGUUCAAAGAGCUGCUAGGCUUGGGGUUUAUAAAUACAACAACAGUACAAAUGAUAUAUUUUUGUUCAAAGAAUCUCAUAUAAAUAAAGCCACAGUGCAGAUUGUGAAAGGAGUGAAAUACAGACUGGAUGUCGAUAUCUGCCGGACUGUAUGCAGGAAAAGAAUACCACAUCCCAACUUGGAUAGAUGUGAUUUCCAGAAGAACAAGAUGCUGCAAAAAAAAUUCAAAUGCGAUUUCGAAGUCUGGCUCAUCCCUUGGCAGCAGAAAGUCCAGAUCCCAGUCAUGUUCUGCCACUAAUUGGUGUCUAAUAAACUGUGUAAAUAUUGCAUGUUUACUUUUUUUGUCAACUGAUACAUCACAAAUUGUCCAUAAAGACACUGGAUUGCCAAUAGCUAUGGAGUCUUUCUUUGUUUAUUUUCUAAUGGAAAAGAAAGCAUGCAUAUGCAUCUCCCGCAUGUGCGGCAGAGAUCCGAAAAAUAGCUGGACGGCAGGAAGCGUGCAUGCAUGCGUGGUAGAGCUGAGCUGGGUGAUGGCUCACAUGCCCACUGAGAGGUCUCCCUGUGCCACCUGUGGCAUGCGUGCCAUAGGUUCACCAUCACGGCUGUAGACACUUCUGAGACAAUAUGGAAACAGUAGAUCAGUUGUGGUAGAACAGUUACAGGCAUUAUAUAUAGGGCAAAUGCACACACGACAGGGAUAAUAAGGAUCUAAAUAUAAAAUUGAACUAAGUACCAUGCUGUAGGAUUAGUGAUACACAUGGUAGUGCAGGGGGAAAGUGGGGGA
Thamnophis sirtalis is the source of this 1040-nucleotide messenger RNA. NCBI's taxonomy places the organism in Eukaryota, Metazoa, Chordata, Lepidosauria, Squamata, Natricidae. The record is from RefSeq and is a predicted model, not a curated record.